This is a messenger RNA of Helianthus annuus (common sunflower), 1483 nucleotides long. RefSeq names its product WAT1-related protein At3g28050. The record is from RefSeq and is a predicted model, not a curated record. Gene Ontology annotation, molecular function: transmembrane transporter activity. Gene Ontology annotation, cellular component: plasma membrane. The coding region runs from base 289 to 1353 and encodes 354 amino acids. NCBI's taxonomy places the organism in Eukaryota, Viridiplantae, Streptophyta, Magnoliopsida, Asterales, Asteraceae. The transcript is spliced from 8 exons.
AAAACAGGUUAACUCAAGGCUUGUGAAAGUGUUUGUUUUGCUGCAACGCUUGGACAGUACGAUGUUAUCCGUAGAACUGUAGUUCACUCCACCGCUCAUAUUUUUGCUGAUGUCAAAAAACAGUAUCUUCUUUAUGUCUGAUAUUUUUCAGAUUUAAGGUUUAAAACCUUAAAUUCAUCAAAAUUUUCUAGCUCAUAGAUACCCACCCAACUAAAACUCGUGGAGAUCAGUCACUGAAUCCCCCCUAAAUCCCAGAUACUGGAUUCUUGUGCAGUUUAAGUUCGAAAGAUGGGAGGGGGGAUGAAAUCCUUUUGGGAAAAAGUUUUGCCUUUUGCUGCUAUGGUGGUGGUCGAAUGUGGUGAAGUUGGGAUGAUUACAUUAGGGAAGGCGGCCAUGAACAACGGGUUAAGCAAUCUCGUGUAUGUAGUUUACUAUAAUGCCCUUGGCACCUUUCUUCUGCUUCCAAAUUUCAUCGUUCACAGCUGCAGAAGUAAUCGACCCCCCCUCACUUUAUCAGUUCUUUCUAAACUCUUUGGCCUCGGCCUUUUAGGGAUUUGUCUUUUACAGGUAUGUGCAUAUGCCGGUAUCAACUAUAGCUCUCCAACUCUAGCUGCUGCAUUGGGAAACUUGAUUCCAGCUUUUACAUUCCUGUUUGCCAUCAUGUUUAGGAUUGAAAAGUUUGACAUAAGAAAGUCACCAAGUCAAGCAAAAGCAAUAGGUACGAUAGUAGCUAUAACCGGAGCAUUCGUGAUGACUCUUUAUCAAGGUCCACCUCUAUUCAAUAGGAUUCUUGAUCACGAUUCAAACACGAAUCUACUUUCAUCACAACAGUCAAACAAUUGGGUACUCGGGGGUUUACUUAUUACAAUCACUUGCAUUUGCUCUUCAUCAUGGAAUGUUUUUCAGACCGCAACUGUUAAGGAGUAUCCAGAUGAAGUUACAGUAGUUUUCCUGUUUUGCUGCUUCGGAACAGUUCAAUGUGCACUUUUUACUCUCCUUUAUGAACGAAAUAUAGACGUUUGGAUAUUGGAUAAUAGCACCGAGUGGGUAUCGAUUGUUUUUGCGGCAUUUUUUGGCACCGCAGUCCGGAACAGUCUUAUAACAUGGUGUCUGCGCAAAAAAGGCCCGAUUUUUGUAUCCAUGUUCAAACCCAUCUCAAUGGUGAUUGCAGUGAUCAUGGGUAUGUUGUUUCUUGGUGAUGUUCUUCAUUUAGGCAGUGUGAUUGGAGCAGUGGUAAUUGCUCUAGGAGUUUAUACAGUUUUAUAUGGGCAAUCGAAAGAUAGUAUUUUGAUGAUUAAUGAUGUUUCAAGACUCGAAUCAGCAACCGAAAACACCCCUCUGAUCCAAAAAUGAAUGGGUCAAUAUUUUGGUCAAAGUAUGUUGUCAGUUGGUUCUUGAUAUGCUAUUAUUUGAAUGUAACUAGCACCAGAAAUCAUGAAGUACCAGAAAUAAAAUGUACCCAAAAGUUGUAUUCUUUUGUGUA